CGGUUUCUAAAAUAAUAAUAUAAUGCACAGUAUUUUGGGUUUUUAUUAAAAAUUUGCGUAAGUCGUAUUGAAAAGACAAUGUCUUCGAUAUCUGCAAAGAAUUUUUCUGAAGAUAUGGAAUUAACUGCUGUCAGUGUCAGUGGUGAAAUCGAGGAAGAUGUUCUCUCCGGUGCUUGUGGUAAUAGUAAUAGGCCUGUACCUAUGCGAUUGCAACGUCACUGGAAGCAAACUGAAGAAUACUAUUCUGAAUUUGAGACAUCCUCAUGUUAUUCUCAGACACAGCUUCAAAGCACAAGGUCUUCUCCAGAUGUCCGAUCGUACAGUCCUACAUUGACACAUUCUGAGCAGGUUCACAGUAGUUCUCGAGAAACCUCUGUUGAUAAAGUGCUUACUAACAGUUCUGGAAGAUGUGUUACAUCUCCAACUGCAGUCCCCUCUGGUGGUAGUUCUGCAGAUAACACAAAUUGGCAGGAUUCUGUGAGUCGGUCUUCAGAAUCAGGAAAAUCUGUUGAUUGGACUGUCUUGUAUAAACAAUCAGAGAUCCAGAAUAGGGAAGUGGCAAAAUCAGAUAGAUCAAGUAAAGGGAGUGAUAAAAAGAAAAAGUCUUCAUCUUGGUAUAAUGUUCUGAAUCCAACGUAUAAGUCACGAAGUGAUGACUUCAAACGUCUUUUCAGAGACCUGCCAGAGUCAGAGCGACUUAUUGUAGAUUAUUCGUGUGCCUUACAGAAAGAUAUUCUAGUCCAUGGACGAUUGUAUGUUUCUGAGAACUACUUCUGUUUCUAUGCGAACAUCUUUAGAUGGGAAACGUUUCUGCUAAUUCAGUGUCGGGACAUCACAAGUAUGACCAAAGAGAAAACAGCCCGAGUAAUUCCAAAUGCUGUACAGAUAUGCACUGAUAAUGAAAAACACUUCUUCACAUCAUUUGCUGCUCGAGAUAAAGCCUACCUAAUGCUCUUUCGAAUAUGGCAAAAUGCCCUUUUGGAGACACCCAUGUCAUCACAAGAGCUAUGGCAGUGGGUACAUCACAGUUAUGGAGAUGUGCUUGGACUAACUAGUGAUGAUGAAGAUUAUGUUCCACCACUGUCACAAGAUGAUGAACGCAAAACUGACAGCAGUCGUGUGUGUGCUGAAGUGGAUGAAACACUUAAAGAAGAUGGCUGUAUUUCCGAGAAAUACGAAACAGCAUCAGCCACAACACAUGACUUUGAGGAGUUUUCAGUAGCAGUAACAACAGAGACAUUAGAACGGUCAGAAGUCUGUGAUUCCCUAGAAGUGGAAACUGUUGAAGGCUUGCAACAAGUACAAAACAUUAUUCCAGCAGGAAAACUACAUUCCUCUCAGUUUCCAACAGAUUUCAGUGACACUACGGAGUCAGGAUUAGAUGACAUUGGUGAAAUACCUUGUAUGUGUUCCAAUCAUGAUGGGAAGGAGAUGAUGAACUGCAUAAUUCCAUUACCAAUUGAUCAAGUCUUUACCCUUGUCUUCACUGGAUCAAAGUUUUUUCAUGAUCUUCUCACUUCGAGAAAAACAUUUAAUAUAAUGGAAAGUCCCUGGCAACUUUGUGGAGAGAGUGGUCACAAGAUGAGACAGGUUACAUACACGUUAACAUUGAACCAUUCAAUGGCAAAGACUGCUCAAACUACAGAGACACAGAGGCUACUGAAGCACAGUAAACCAGGUCAACUCUAUGUAAUUGUAUGUGAUGUGGUGAACACAGGUAUUCCUUACAGUGAUACCUUUUCUGUAAAGUCCCACUAUUGUCUAACAAAAGUUACCAAUGGCCAGUGCAGGCUUCGUGUGUGUGGCAGUGUGUACUACAAAAAAUCUGUGUGGGGACUUGUGAAAUCUCUGAUAGAAAAAAGUGCUGUUCAAGGGCUUCAAGAUUUCUGUGCUGACUUAGAGGCUGCACUCAACAAAGAAGCUGACCUUAUGAAACAACAAUCAACAAAGAAACCAAGGCGUCGUAAAAGAACUAAAUUGGUUGAAUUUUCUAAAGUAGAUUCUCAUAAUAGGUUAUCAAGGUCCUUGCACACUCAGACCACUGGAAGGAAGCUAUCUGUACCAUAUUUAUCAGGAGUGGAAAGUGAAUCUUUUGGAUAUUCCUCAGAUUUUAUCAUUAAAGUGAUCUUGGCCACAUUAUUUGUGUUGUUACUGCUGAACAUUUUAUUGUUUUACAAACUGUGGUCUCUGGAAGAUGAAACACUAGACAUUGAACAAGCUAAUCAUCGUGUGUUUGAUGUACCGCUUGAAAGUUUAGAGGAACUAUCUCAAGAUGAUUGGAUUAAGCUGUUAAAAAAUCACGAAGCUCUGCAUCAGAUAGAGACUGAGAGAUGGAAAGAUGUGUUAACAGAAGUAAUAAAAGUUACUAAAAUUAUGGAAACAUCUCUUACUGAUCUGAAGAGUAGCAUAGAAUUGUACAGUUCUGUUUCGUUAUUGAAUACUGCCAGCUUCACAAAUCUCAAAGAAUCACCCUCCACAUCACAUGGCUUCAAAAAAGACGUUUUAACAUCACGCAACUCGGAUGAGAAUUUGAUGCUGCACAGCUUUGACAAAGAUACUUCAUCAUACAUAUUGGAAAAAACUGAAAGGAUGGAAAAAGUUCCUCAAACUGUUUCUAGAGAACAUCAAUUAGAAUAUGAAAAAUCAGUAAAAUGAUAUUUACUCCAGUUUUUCUUGAGACUAGUAUUGUUUUCAUAUGAAGUUCAGUUACUUGAGCUUAGCUUAAUAAAAUGAUCAUUUUCUAAUAUUUAUUUCUUGAAUGUACACUUGUAUAUAAUGAGAAUUGCAUGUGUAAUGAAUCUCAGUUUUGCUCAAUUCUCUCUGUAUUUAUCUAUGUAAUGAUUUUUGAACAGUUGUCUUUUCAGUGGUUUAAGCUCUUGUUAACUUAUAUAUAUAUAUAUAUAUAAUGAUUGCACUAUGAGAAGAGCUGAACAUAACCAAUAUUAGGGAGUUGUAUAGGUUAGUUUCUGCUUCUGAAUACUCAUGAAGUAAUAGUAUUUGAAUAAUAUUUGUAACAGAAGUAACAAGCAAAGAUUGUUUCUGUUCUUUUGGAUUAUUCCAGAUCAACAAAGUCAAUAUUCUGUGUCAAACAAAAUGUGUGUAAAAUAUAUUAAACAGUUAAAUUUUUCUGUGAUUGUAAACUUUCACAGUUAUAGUUUGCAUGUUGUGAUAAGCAUUUACUUUUAGGUUAUCAGGUUUUUCUCUGCAACAAACUACUUCAUUUAGACAUUAGUGCUUAGUGGGUGCUGCAAAAUAUGUUUUUGGCAUUUAUUUGUCAGUUUAGAACAAAGAGUACAUCAAACAUAAAAAGCCAAACAUGUUUUGAACAGGUUUAUAAAUGGAUUCAAGCCUCUCUUUUAAAACUUGUAUUCCUAAGACUUUUUUCUUCAAAUGACUUUUGCUUCAUAGUACAUUUUUUGAAAGAUACUAAAAAUUUAAUGCAAACAGCCAAAUUGGCAAUUAAACAUUAGCACAAGUCAUGAUAAAGCUGCAUAUGUUAUUUUCUAUGCCACCAGUAGUCUAUGUUUGAUAUGUACUCAUUUUCUGUUCAGUAGUCUUAGUUUUUUGACAACAUAUCUAGUUAUAGAGUAACAUUGCUUGUGCCUGUAAAAUGUUACUUUUUCUUCUUCGUUCAAACCUCUUUUGUAUUGGCUGCUAUAAAUCUUUGAACUUGGAGUGAAGUCUGUACCACAAAGGCUACAGUAUUUAUUUUUAUUUUGUAAGUAAAUGUUGAUUGAGUUCAAAAUGAAGUUUUUAUGUACAUAUUGAACCUGUAACAUCUGGCUAAAUUAACCCUACUUCACCAUCUGUCUAGCUGAUUGUUUUCAAUUUCUAGCAAAUCAUAUACUUUUUGUCUUACUAAUUGGAUUUCACCAUUAAUAGAACAUAUGAAGCUAGUAAUAAUAAAUCUAUAUGCCUAAAACUAUAACUGUUUUACCCAGAAUGAUGAUUAGAAUACCAUGUUUGAACUAUCUGGUCCAUGUAAUUAGGACAAAGUAAGAAUCAUGCUGGUAAUGGUAUUUGUUGUAAAAUGCAUACUUAUGUGUUUUAGACCUAGGGUGUAACACCUCUGAUUUUACAUCAGUGUUAGAAUUUUAGAAUUUUUUAUUAACAAAUAUGUCACUUAAAUUUUUUUUAAUAUUAAGGAAUUGAAGGCAUGAUUCUGGUAAAAUAAUUUUCUUUAGGCUUGUCCAAACAUUAAAUACAUCAACUAUUAAUUUUUGCAAUUUUUUAUUUCUACUCACUAUCUGUGCUCAAGAGGCAUCUGCAUAAGUGAUACUUCUUGGUAAAAUAUUUCUACUUGUAGAAUACACUUAAAAAACAGAACUUUCUGUGGCUUUUUUUAUUAGUAAUGUUUUAGUACUUGUCCACAUUAAGUAUUCUAUACUGAAAACAGUUGAAACUUUUAAGUAGUUAAUACUCUCAAAUCUGUAGGUAUAGUUUUAAGCUUAUUAAAUAAUCUAUGAUUUAGAUUCUUAAUUCUUAUCCUUGUGCAUUAAUAGAAAUAUU
This is a messenger RNA of Limulus polyphemus (Atlantic horseshoe crab), 4509 nucleotides long. RefSeq names its product GRAM domain-containing protein 1B-like. Lineage: Eukaryota; Metazoa; Arthropoda; Merostomata; Xiphosura; Limulidae. Gene Ontology annotation, cellular component: endoplasmic reticulum-plasma membrane contact site; plasma membrane; endoplasmic reticulum membrane. The record is from RefSeq and is a predicted model, not a curated record. Bases 79 to 2655 code for a protein of 858 amino acids. Gene Ontology annotation, molecular function: sterol binding; sterol transfer activity. Gene Ontology annotation, biological process: intracellular sterol transport. The transcript has 17 exons.